Columba livia (rock pigeon) is the source of this 2552-nucleotide messenger RNA. RefSeq names its product MAX dimerization protein 1 (gene MXD1). The record is from RefSeq and is a predicted model, not a curated record. The coding region runs from base 375 to 1160 and encodes 261 amino acids. NCBI's taxonomy places the organism in Eukaryota, Metazoa, Chordata, Aves, Columbiformes, Columbidae. Gene Ontology annotation, molecular function: DNA-binding transcription factor activity, RNA polymerase II-specific; RNA polymerase II cis-regulatory region sequence-specific DNA binding; protein dimerization activity. The transcript is spliced from 6 exons. Gene Ontology annotation, biological process: negative regulation of transcription by RNA polymerase II.
GGGGGGGUCCCUGGGGGGUUCGCGGGUUCCCCUUUGCCCCCCCCCUUGAGCCCGCGUAGCCAGCUGGAGCUGACGCCCCGCCCCUUUCGGCUUCCCGCUCUCCCAUUGGCUGCCCAGGCAGGAAGUGAGUCAGGGCGAGAGGUGUGGCAGGGCGUGCCGCCCAAUGGGGCGCGUCACGGAUGAAGCCAGUAGGCGGGGCGUCGUGGGGGGGCCGGGCCAACGGCGGGAGGGCGUGGAGCUCUCGGCCAAUGACAGCGAGCGUGGGGCGUGGCCUCGGGCACAGCCCCCUAACGCCCGCCCUCCCGUGAGGGCGCUGGGCGGGGUCUCCCUCCUCCUUCCUCCAAUAGGCAGCGGCGGCAGCGGGACACCGCCCAAUGAGCGGCGGCGAGGGGUGUGGCCUGGUGGAACGGCCGGGCGAGGCGGACAGACGGCGCCACCGCCCCCCGCGCUCCGCUCGCCGCCGCCGCCGCUCCCGGCCCGGCGCUCCCAGCGGAGACAUGGCGGCGUGCGGCGGGCUCAGCAUCCAGCUGCUGCUGGAGGCGGCCGAUUACCUGGAGCGGCGGGAGCGAGAAGCCGAGCACGGCUACGCCUCGCUGCUGCCCGGCGGGAAGGACGGGGAGGCCCUGCGGCGCCGAGCCAAGGCCAGGAGGAGCGGCGGCGGCAGCAGGUCGACGCACAACGAGAUGGAGAAAAACAGGCGUGCGCACCUGCGGCUGUGCCUGGAGAAGCUGAAGGGGCUGGUGCCGCCGGGCGCUGACGCCGGGAGACACACCACGCUGAGCCUGCUGACCCGCGCACAGUCCCACAUCAAGAAGCUCGAGGACUACGACCGGCGAGCCGUGCACCAGAUCGAGCAGCUGCAGCGGGAGCAGCGGCACCUGAAGCGGCAGCUGGAGAAGCUGGGGGUGGAGCGGACGCGCACGGACAGCGUGGGCUCGGCCGUGUCCUCGGAGCGCUCCGACUCGGACCGCGAAGAGAUCGACGUGGACGUGGAGAGCACGGACGACCUCCCCGCCGACCUCGACUGGAGCAGCAGCAGCCCCAGCGACUCGGACGAGCGGGGCAGCCUGCAGAGCGUCUGCAGCGACGAGGGCUAUUCCAGCGCCGGCCUGAAGCGCUUGAAGCUGCAGAGCGGCCACAAACCGGCUCCCGGGCUAUAAGAAGCGGCUCCCGGAGCUGCUCCACCCAUCGCUGUUUCCCCUCUGGAUCUCCUUAGGUAGCCCACCCGACCGUCCCGCCGCUCUGCACCUCGAACGUCCCCGCGUCCCGCAGACCGACGCAAAGCUGAGCUUUGCCGAAGUCCUAAACCGCACGGGGCUGCGGGCGAUGCUGCUCCCCGAGCUCGGCCCCGGCGCGCCCACCGGCUUCUCUUCCCAUCCCAACUCCCUCUGCACACCGAACAUUCCAAGCGCGCUCCGCUGCGCCCGAGGACGUCACGGCGGUGACAGUGACCUCCGCGCGCUCGCUGUCCCGUGUCCCCGAUCUGCUCCACGUCUGCCCAGCGACCUCACGUACCCGCUGAUCAGCGGCGAGGCCCCGAUGCCGCGUUUUGGGUGAGGAUCCAGGGACGGAGCCGCACUCAGGUGGUUUGGAGCGCGGGGACGAGUCGGCGUCGGCACGCGGAGCGUUUUGGCUGCGUCACGUCCCGCGGGGGCACAGGAAUUGUACCGGAGUCCCCCAGACCCGCUGCCGUCCCCACGCCGUCCUGGCUCUGCGCGUCGCCCUCACUCCACCAUCCCCUUCUCCUCUUGUCUCGGGGACAAUUUAAUUCUACCUCGGAGAGACGAACCAAGACGAUCUCCAGCCCUUUAGCACAAAAAACCAAGACGAUGCCUCAGCCGUUGGCCAGAAGCGACGCCGGGUCCCGUUCCAGCCACCGCUCAGCAAUAACCGGGGGGUCCUACGGGUCCAAACGCUUCCCCGGCCGCGGGAGGAGCUUUUGGGGCACCGAAUGGGCUCCCUGAGGAUUUUGGUCGCUGCCAAACACGCCAAGAAAAGGGGCAGAGCCCCCAGCGCCCAUAGCGGGGGGUCCAGCCCGAGAGCCCAGGGAAUGUACAGAGACGCCAGCUAGAAAUCCUAUUUAUUCCUUUUUCUACCCUAUGACUUUCUGCCUUUUCUAGACGUUUGCAGACUUGGAUGAGUAGAUGUUGCGCUAACAGACGGUUCUUUGCCUGUCGAGCUCCGAGGGCUUUUCCAUCCCAUGGGGGGAACAAACCCGCACCCGGUACAAACCCCCCGAACACGAACUCAGCACCCCCGGCUCCCAAAAAUGGGGGAAAAAGGCAAAAAGAUGAAAAGCACAAAAGACAAAACUGCAGAAUAUCGGCAUUUUGAGGCCCGAAACCGGGGAGGUCGGGGAAGCUCCGAUGGGAGGGAAACACACGGGUAUGGGGGUUUGUGUCGGUUGGACAGACCCAAAUCUUGAGGUUUCGACUCAUUUUUUGGUGGUGUGCCUGUUUGAGUGGCGUCUGUUGGUGAAACGCCACGCGGGGGUGGCUUUAUUGGUUCCCCCCCCCUUUUCUCCCCCCCCCCCCUUUUCUCCCCCCCCCCCC